Molecule: messenger RNA, 438 nt
Organism: Adineta steineri
Lineage: Eukaryota; Metazoa; Rotifera; Eurotatoria; Adinetida; Adinetidae
Source: the annotation of a GenBank genome assembly
AUGGAUGCAGAUGCUCAAUUUUUAAAUGAUUUUCAAACAGGCGUUUUACCGUUUGAACAAUGGACACACAUAGCUCAUAUUCGUAUGGCAUAUUUAGUUAGUAAAUCAUCUCGGAAUUUUGAAGAAGCCUUAUUAAAAAUUCGACAAGGGAUACAGAAUUUCAAUGGACUUCAUGCAUCAAAAUUAACUGUUGGCUUUCAUGAAACAAUGACCCAAUUAUGGGCAACAUUGGUUUGGAAUGCAGCACAAAAAUGUGAUUCAACAAUUUCUGAUUCUAAUACAUUUAUUGAUCAGAAUCGUUAUUUAACAGAUUCUUCAUUAUGGAAACAAUAUUAUUCGCCAACGCUUAUGUUUUCACCAGAAGCAAAACAUACUUUUAUUCCUGCUGAUUUAAAAUCAAUUACAAUUGAUAAUUUAGAAUCUACUACAAUCGUAUGA